Molecule: messenger RNA, 1194 nt
Organism: Aethina tumida (small hive beetle)
Lineage: Eukaryota; Metazoa; Arthropoda; Insecta; Coleoptera; Nitidulidae
Product: E3 ubiquitin-protein ligase TRAIP
Exons: 7
Coding region: 251-958 (235 amino acids)
Source: RefSeq, a predicted model, not a curated record
CGAAGCAAUUCUUUGAGGAACGACUGCACGGCUGCGACGACUUCAUCACUUCAGUUCGGCACAGGUGAAUAUAAAAUAAAUACCUUUCCAUCCCGUUCAGACUAACAUCCCGGACAAGGACAUGCCAUCAGCAUAGAUAAUCCAGGAUUAAGCGAUUGCAGUCCGUCAGUCAGUCGUUAGUAGUCGCCGACUCAAAUCUGCUCAAACAUAUCCGAGAUUUCUUCAGUAACUGUUGCAGACCUAAAUCAGAAUGGAUUGCACCAUUUGUCUUCAGAUGUUCAACCCCGACUCGGACAUUUACACCGCACCUUGCGGUCACUUGUUUGACUACGCCUGCAUAAAUCGCUGGAUUCUCUGGAGGUCCCCCACUUGUCCACAUUGCAAGGCCGAGUGCACCAUGAACGAGUGCCACAAAGUGCACUUGGACAUACCGGAAAAUCCCGAGGCGAGGAACUAUGAGAACCAAAUCAACCACUUGUGUCAGCAAAUCCAGGCCAAGGACAACAAGCUUAGGCUCCUGAGGACCAAGCGGGACGAGGUUUUAGCUGAAAUUGAAGGGCACACGCUCAGAAUUGAAGAGCAGAGACAGGAGUUGGUGGUGAACGAACGAUCGCUUGAAGAAUUAUAUGCAACGAUUGAGGAAUUGCAAGCAAAUAUUCGGACUCUAACUAGGAAGGAGCAGUGCGCCAAGAGAAGGCUGAAGGAGCUCAGAAACUCUUUGAAAGAUGUGAGCGGUGUGCUUGACCGUUUCAGCUCGAAAGUUAACAUCUACAAACGUCAAUAUCAUCGCAUCAGACGUAAGCUGAACUCACUUCAGACCGGUUGGGCUACAGAAAAGGCAGAAUUGACUAAUGAGGUUGAAGAGUACGAAAGAAAACUAAAGUCGCAUGGAAUUAACACGGAGUUCUUGGAUGAUGCCAUCGAAGAAAUGGAAAUUAUCCCUCCUGAAUCAGACUAAAGGAUUUUCUUUUAUUUUUGUUUUUGUUUUUUUCACAUUCUUAAUUAUUAAUUACUAAAUUUAAGUUUAUUUGUAAACUGUGCAAGUUUACAUAGAAUAAUGUGAAAUAAUUACCAUUUGUUUAGUCCAAAAUUCCUUGUAACUAAUUGUAAGAUCAAAUUGGCAUUACUUUAAAAGUUAUGAUGAUCUGUAAUUGGUAGUGAGUUUUUGAUAAAAUAAAAUGUGUUAGAUUCUGA